Molecule: messenger RNA, 3374 nt
Organism: Bombyx mori (domestic silkworm)
Lineage: Eukaryota; Metazoa; Arthropoda; Insecta; Lepidoptera; Bombycidae
Gene: Atf-2
Product: atf2
Exons: 7
Coding region: 144-1442 (432 amino acids)
Biological process (GO): regulation of transcription by RNA polymerase II
Molecular function (GO): cAMP response element binding; DNA-binding transcription factor activity, RNA polymerase II-specific
Source: RefSeq, a predicted model, not a curated record
AUCAAGUCAAUUACUGUCAAAGUUGUCAAUCUUGGAUGCAAAGUAAAACAGAGUAAAAUAUUUACAGCAAAGUCUUUGAUGUUAAUUUUUAGUGCGAAUUAUAUUGUUGUUAAUAUUCUCAAUGUAAAUUUCCUGCUUAUAAAAUGGUAGAACCAGAAAAACCAUUUGCUUGUACGAUGCCAGACUGCGGCAUGACCUUUACUAAUGAGGAUCAUCUGCAAUUACAUACUAAAAAACACGAUAUGAUGUUACAAUUAGGUUUGGAGCAAAAAGCAGCUUUUGUUGCUGAUCAAACCCCAACUCCUACAAGAUUUAUCAGAAAUUGUGAAGAAGUAGGUCUCUUUCAAGAUUUACAAAAUGACAACCCCUUUGAUGAAGGCUUCAAAAGAGCCAUGGAAACUAAACAACACAUCUUAUCUCUCGAGAGUAUUGCAACAAUAUCAAACACAGAUGAUCUACAUACACCACAGAUGGUGUUCCCACUGGAACACACUGAUUCGACAUUGUUCAGUACCACAAAUAACCAGAGAAAUAUCACUAUUAGCAGAUCAUCAAGUGACGAAUCUGGAGCUAUCAAAGAAUUUGAAACGACGACAAUAUCUAAAUUAACAAAUGAAGUAACAACAAUAAGUCGUAUAGUCGAGAAACACGAUGAUAACCGAGUAGAUGAUUCCAAACUCAAAGACGAGGUCAUCAAGGACUCAAUUUCAUACUCAAAUAAUAUAAUUAAAAUACACAGUGAAAUCCGAAGAGAUGAUAUGAACAAAAAUCCGAUACAAACAUUUGAAGAUACCACAAAGAACAAUAAAAUAACUGAUGUCCCGCCUAUAAUGAGUCAAACCUCUAUAGAUUAUGUUGUCGAAACAUUAACUAAUGACUUAUGCAAUGACACAGCUAACAAACAUGAUGAAAGUGAUAAUAUAGAAGUAUUAAUAAGAUUGCCAAACGGUAGACAAGUGAGAAUGAAGUCAGUGGAGGAUGAACCAAAAGUAAACGCUAAAGAAAAACUCAAAAGAGUUUUGUCGGAGAAAUCUAAAACUAAAAGUCCCACUAUCUCGAAUUUAGUACCAAUAAGUGGUGGAACACUAAUUCCAGUCACGAUAGUAGCAGCUCAACCACAAAAGAUACCCAUACCACCAUUUAGAGUUGCUAGGAAUUACGAUAAGAAAGCAGUGAAGCGAAAAAAUUUAGACACCGGGAAUCAGUGUCACAGUGUCUCGAGUGAGAAGCAGAGUGAUUUGGACAGUCGCAGUGCAGCAUCGAGGAGAUAUAGAGCGAGAUUAAAAGAGUCCUGGAUAAAACAGUGCGAAGAAAAUAGACAGCUGAGAGCAUCAAAUGACAGACUAUUGUCGGAAUUGACAAAAUUAAAAUUAUUGCUAACGGAACACCUGAAGAGAUGCCCUAAUGCUGAUGACAUAAGAGGCGCUGGGGCGCUGUGCUGAGCCGACACUAAACAGCCUCUAUGACCAGUUGGUACGAUACAAGAAAAAUUAUAAUUAUAAAUAUGAAUGAAACGAGACUGAGAUAAUUUAGUUUUUAAUGCAAUACCAUAGUUUAGCUUAAUGUAAGUUCGUUAGCUUUUGGUUAACGGCGAACAGGGAUGGUGAGGUUGUUUUAACAUGGUCAUAAUUUAUUGGCAUGGGCGGCAGCAGAGGCGGGUCGCGGGUCUGGUCAUGGCGUAUCGUUUUCAUCUAAUGAAAGGGAUUUGCUUAAUUUGAAGAGUUGAAAUCGUGGAUAAGAGUUUAACGCAUGUAAUGUCGUGAUUUGUGUAUCUGCAGUUAGAAUUAGUUGAAUUGUUCUGACAGAUAUAAGUUUAUUGGAUUAACAGUGCAAUGGAGCGGAAUGCAGUGAACAUUUUUUUAAAUUAAAUUUGUACUAAUAUUAUUUACCUAGAAACAAUCAUACGUCCUGCUGAACUUGUCGUGGCCUGCGGGAUAAGACGUCCGGUGCAUUCGUAUGUAGCGAUGCACCGGUAUUCGAAUCUCAGGCGGGUACCAAUUUUUCUAAUGAAAUAUUUACUUAACAAAUAUUCGCGAUUGACUUCCACGGUGAAGGAAUAACAUCGUGUAAUAAAAAUCAAACACGCAAAAUUAUAAUUUGCGUAAUUACUGGUGGUAGGACCUCUUGUGAGACCACGCUCCCUUGGCACCACCACCCUGCCUAUUUCUGCCGUGAAGCAGUAAUGCUUUUCGGUUUGAAAACCUGUUGAACUGUAUAAACUGAGAAACCUUGGAACUCAUGUCUCAAGGUAUGUGACGGUAUUUACGUUGUAGAUGUCUAUGGGCUCCGGUAACUAUUUAAUACUGCCGUGAGCUCGUUAACCUACCUAAAAUAAUAAAAAAACCCUUAAAGCAUCCCAGAAUGCAAAUUAUUUUCCUGAAUAGGGUUUUGGUUGGAGUCGCGAGUGUUAUCAUAUAUUAUUAUAAGCCGCGCCAAUAAAGAAACGAAUCCAAAAUGGCGGCGGCCAUCAUGUGCUCACUCUAAACUAUUGCUGUCUUUAUUCGCACACGGCGCGUACUGCAUGCAAAAAAAUAUCAGUUCUGACUUUGUUGUCGAGUUCGAGUUUUUUCACUUUCGAGUUGUGCGACUUUGAUGACUGGCAGCAAAAGUGUCUAUGCAAGUUGCAUCCCAGAUGAGACACCUCCUCCUCUGCCAGGGCAUAAAGUAAAGUAUAUUCUCAUUUGUUUUUUUUAUAUUGGAGUUUACUCCUUUAGAAUCGAUUUACAUAUAUAGGCCCGGGGUAUGAAAAUUAUGGGGACCAAAAUCGUACUAGCAUGUCACACGAAAUGCGUUAUGCGCCUGAUUGCGCAUGUCACACGAAAUGCGUUAUCGCAGGUGACGCCGGGCUGCUGCGCCGGCAGUCCGCCACAAAGCCUCGUACUGAUCGCGCGUUUCUCUCAUUAUUGUAUUUUCAUAUAUUUGUUAGUCGUUUGUUUUGUGUCUCGUUAAUUUGUUAAUAAUCUGUAGUGUAUCGUGUUGUCGUAAUAUAGAACUAUUUCUCGUAUUGUUUCGUUUAAUUUUUUAUAUCCAGUAAACUCCAGUCGUGCGUCGGAGCGGACACACACACUUUUUUUUUUUUACAAUAAACAACUUUUUCUUUCUAUCUUUCUUUUUAUUUGUUGACCCUACAAGUGUCAGUGCAGGUACAUAGACGCCAUUUUCAAUUCGUUUCUUUAUUGGCGCGGUUUAUACCAUAGAUUAUACAUUUAAUAUAUUUGGUUUGUACCAAGUGGCCGUAUCAUAACCGCCGCGCCGGCUGAUGUUGCGAUUCAUCACAUGUGUAAUUUAGAUGUAAUCAUUCCGUUAUUUAAGAAUCUUAUGAAUUUUUAAUGAAAAAAAAUUAAAAAUAAAUGUUAUUGAAAUGAGAAAUUUUA